Capronia coronata CBS 617.96 is the source of this 1572-nucleotide messenger RNA. RefSeq lists its product as uncharacterized. The coding region runs from base 1 to 1572 and encodes 523 amino acids. The transcript has 7 exons. NCBI's taxonomy places the organism in Eukaryota, Fungi, Ascomycota, Eurotiomycetes, Chaetothyriales, Herpotrichiellaceae. Gene Ontology annotation, cellular component: fungal-type vacuole lumen. The record is from RefSeq and is a predicted model, not a curated record. Gene Ontology annotation, molecular function: metallocarboxypeptidase activity.
AUGGUUCUGGAUCGACACUUUCAUCAGCCUCCUGUGCUGCACCCCAGGAGACGGCAGGACAUUACAGAGAAAAACGUCGACGUUUUAUUCCAAUCACCAGAUUUCCAAGAUACUAUUGCUCAACGUCUGGCCGGAGCUGUCCGAGUCCCUACCAUAACGUAUGAUGGCAUGAGACCUGUGGGCGAAGAUCCGCGGUGGGAGAUCUUUUUCGAAUUUUCCGCUUACUUGAAGAAGGCAUUUCCAAGAGUGUAUCAAGCACUCACAACGGAGACAAUAAACGAACAUGGCUUAUUGUAUACGUGGCAAGGCUCUGAGAAAACCCUGAAGCCCCUUCUGUUUAUGGCACACUCCGAUGUUGUCCCAGCUGGAGAUUCGACCUCCAAGGAGUGGACGUAUCCACCAUUUUCCGGACACUAUGACGGCGAAUUCAUCUGGGGACGUGGCUCAGAGGACGACAAGUCGAACUUGAUAGCCAUGCUGACGGCCAUUGAUUGUUUGCUUCAAUGCAAUUUCAGGCCGGAUCGGACGUUAAUCGUCGCAGUCGGGUUCGACGAGGAAGGUGGCGCCGACCAAAGCUACGGCGCGCGAUGUCUCGCUGAGACGUUGAGGGGGAGAUAUGGAGAGAACGGACUGGAAAUGAUUUUCGACGAAGGGAUCGCCGGCAUCGAGCACCGGUUCGGCACCGACUUUGCCUUACCGGCAACAGCGGAAAAGGGCUACGUCGAUGUCACGGUCACGGUCAGGCUCCCUGGUGGACAUUCUUCCACGCCGCCAGAUCACACUGCAAUUGGCUUCCUAGCCCAAGUCAUCGCGCUCCUCGAAGACCAUGCCUUUAAGUCCCAGCUGAUACGACAAAACCCGACAUUGACCUUCCUUCGACAAGCGGCGCUUCUAUCCCAGAGCAUGCCUGGAGACUUACGAGAAGCUAUACUCAGUGCUCAGUCUUCCAAGAAGCUUCUUGAAUAUAUGGAUGCAGACCGCGAACGAAGGGCAAUGAUCAGAACAUCAACAGCGGUGGAUGUGAUACAAGGUGGGGAUAAAGUCAACUCACUUCCAGAAAGUGCCGCCGUCCUCAUCAACCAUCGAAUCGCAAUCCAAGACUCGGUGCAAGACGUCAAGAGUCACUACGUCGAGCUCCUUGCUCCAUGGGCCGACAAGUGGGACUUCAGGCUCGACGCCUUUGGUGAACGGAGGCCGGCCAAAAAGAAUUCCCUCAAAUGCAAUGGCAUCAAUGAUAGCGGAGAUCUGAUCCUUGCAGCCCAGUACGAGCUUGAAUCGUCUCCCGUUUCAAACUGGGAAGAUCCGAGGUUCAGAUGGCUCGCCGGUACCAUCAAAGGUGUGUUUGGCGACACCGUGGUCGUUGCCCCUGAAAUGCUCAGUGGCAAUACCGACACCAGAUAUUACUGGGACUUGUCACCGCAGAUCUAUCGCAUGUCGCCGUGGCGUGCUAGCCAUGACCCGCGAGGGACUCGGAUGCACACCGUCGACGAAAGGAUGCCGGUCAAGGGGCUCGUGGAGAUGGUCAAGUUCUACCACGAGUUCAUCCGAGUCGUCGACGAGGUGCGCUUAUGA